GCCAGCUUUCUACUUGUUUUUACACAUUACACACUCCUUCACCCGUCCUGUAUGGUGGAUAUCAUUUUCAACUCUUCUUUCUUGGGUGAUAUGGGGGAUCAUUCCAAAAAGAAGUCUGGAAUUGCCAUGUGUGUGGGCUGUGGAAGUCAGAUCCGUGACCAGUACAUCUUGAGGGUCUCCCCGGACUUGGAGUGGCAUGCUGCCUGUUUAAAGUGCUCAGAGUGCAGCCAGUACCUGGACGAGUCGUGCACUUGCUUCGUCAGGGACGGCAAAACAUACUGCAAGAGAGAUUAUGUCAGGUUGUUUGGUAUAAAAUGCGCAAAAUGCAACGCUGGUUUCAGCAGCAGUGACCUGGUGAUGCGAGCUCGAGACAACGUGUAUCACAUCGAAUGCUUCAGGUGCUCGGUUUGCAGCAGACAGCUCCUGCCCGGGGACGAGUUCUCCCUGCGGGAAGAGGAACUUCUGUGCCGUGCUGAUCACAGUCUGCUCCUGGACAGAAGCUCGGCAGGAAGCCCUCUCAGCCCGGGACACAUGCACUCCAACAGAUCUCUUCAUAUGACAGCAGACCCGGUGUCAGCCCGACAGCCCUCACUCAGAUCACACGUCCAUAAACAGACAGAGAAAACCACUCGUGUGCGGACUGUUCUCAACGAGAAGCAGCUUCACACCUUACGGACCUGCUACAAUGCCAACCCGAGGCCCGACGCCCUUAUGAAGGAACAGCUGGUUGAAAUGACUGGCCUGAGUCCGAGAGUCAUCAGAGUGUGGUUUCAGAACAAACGAUGCAAAGACAAGAAGAGGUCCAUCUUCAUGAAGCAACUCCAGCAGCAACAGCAGAACGACAAAACUAGCCUGCAGGGACUAACUGGGACUCCGCUGGUAGCUGGCAGUCCAAUCCGUCAUGACAAUGCUGUUGAAGGGAACACGGUGGAGGUCCAGACCUACCAACCACCAUGGAAAGCCCUGAGUGAAUUUGCCUUGCAGAGUGACCUGGACCAACCUGCCUUUCAACAGCUGGUGUCUUUUUCCGAGUCCGGUUCCUUGGGUAAUUCUUCUGGCAGUGAUGUGACUUCUUUGUCAUCCCAGUUACCAGACACUCCGAACAGCAUGGUACCGAGCCCCGUGGAGACGUGAGACCGAGCGAGGAGCAACAGGUUCCGGACCCAGCAUGUUCCCACUGCCCCGCAUGAGAACAGACCAGUCUUAGCUCAUCGCAACAUCAAAAUCGUUUUUAUUUUUCAUUUGAAAACAAAGAAGAUGUGACUUGAAAGCUACCGCAACAUUGAACAUUGUCCUGGAAACUUGAGACACAGCCCUGCAUUGUUGGGAUGCCCUUGUCUGUCUAGAACUUGGUUUAAUUCCAUUGGACUCCAAGGUACAGGAACAAUCCAACUCUUCCGAAGGAUGUAUAAACCGGCCUUCCUGAAAUGGGCAGGGAGCCAGUCACUCAUCUCGACUGAAACUGGUCAUUCGGACCAUUAUGUCUUGUUGCUUCAACACGUGACACUUUGUUCUGUUCCUCCCGUGCUCGUUCCUGACUUCAGAAACCCUUCCCCGUGUUUGUCUUAAUUCGCAUGAUUGCCGGAGAUGAUGUAAAACAGACUAUUGUUGUAAAAUAUUGUAUCUUAUGGAUGGAGGACAGAUUGUUUGAGCCUCUAAAGAACACAAGUAAGUUAUUGUUAUUUAUUGUCAGAACAGCAGUUUCGAACAACAGGGAUUGAUAUUUGAUCUUUAAUAAAACGUUGU
Messenger RNA from Polyodon spathula (Mississippi paddlefish), 1746 nucleotides. RefSeq names its product insulin gene enhancer protein ISL-3-like. The record is from RefSeq and is a predicted model, not a curated record. Gene Ontology annotation, cellular component: nucleus. Gene Ontology annotation, biological process: axonogenesis; positive regulation of transcription by RNA polymerase II; neuron fate specification. Gene Ontology annotation, molecular function: DNA-binding transcription factor activity, RNA polymerase II-specific; cis-regulatory region sequence-specific DNA binding. The transcript is spliced from 6 exons. The coding region runs from base 52 to 1134 and encodes 360 amino acids. Lineage: Eukaryota; Metazoa; Chordata; Actinopteri; Acipenseriformes; Polyodontidae.